Molecule: messenger RNA, 5748 nt
Organism: Betta splendens (Siamese fighting fish)
Lineage: Eukaryota; Metazoa; Chordata; Actinopteri; Anabantiformes; Osphronemidae
Gene: esrrb
Product: estrogen-related receptor beta
Exons: 17
Coding region: 337-2982 (881 amino acids)
Biological process (GO): regulation of DNA-templated transcription
Cellular component (GO): nucleus
Molecular function (GO): sequence-specific DNA binding; DNA-binding transcription factor activity; nuclear steroid receptor activity
Source: RefSeq, a predicted model, not a curated record
GCUCGCGCGCAAGCUAUCUCGCGCCGCGUUAGCCGCCGUCCGCCCCGUCGGCGGGACGCGGGUCCGGCGCUGAACGGCGCGUGUGGCGGGUCGCUCCCAGCGGGCUCCGCGGCCGCUCGUGUCCUCGCGCCGCGCUCACGUGCGCGCUGUUAUGUAACACGGUGUGCGCGAGGCAGGCGGCACCGCCACCUCGGCUAUUGUUGUGAUGCUGCUGUAGCUGCUGCUCAGACGAGCGAUGUUAACAGUCCACGGUCCAAUGCGGUUUCAUUCAGCGCCGACAUCCCUCACUUUGUUUAUUGCUCAUGCGUUUCCUCUGGGCCUCCUCUCUUCAGCACCAUGAUGGAUGAGCUGGUGCAGGACCUGGUGUCUGCACUGGAGCAGACCUCGGAGCAGAGCAAGCUCGGGGAGCUGUGGGAGGAAAUGGUCCUGAGUCCACUGCACCAGCGGCGACAGAUCCGCCGGCGCAAAGGCCGCAAGCGGUACCGUGAGUCGUCCCUCUACCCCCUGGGCCACCGGCGCUGCUGGAUCGACGCCUCGGAGUCCAGCUUGGACGAGGCCAAGGACCAGCGGGAGCACGCCGCCUCCACCAUCGCGGCCUCCUUGGACCCCUGCAGUGACUCUGACGACCUGUCCUCCACCAGCCAGUGGCACUCCGUCAUCGGAGGCUCCGUCAAGGCCAGGCAGCUCUCCUGGCCCGAGUCCGACUCCUUCACCGAGAACAACCCAGGGCGGCAGCUCCGGAGGCGCAGGAAGGUCAAACGCAUGACCUCCGACGUCGCGGUCCGGCUCCAGCAGAAGCUGAAGGUGUCCAGCGUGGACGGGAAGCGGCGGCACAGGCAGUCCAGAAUGCAGCAUCUGUCCGGAGCCAAGAAGAGGUCCGGUUGGAUGGGGGGAGACCGGCAGACGGACGGCGCCAGGCUGAUGGGAACGGAGUGCUGGAAGAGGAAGUUCAAGGAGCACAGAGACGGGGCAGACGAGAACAUGUCCGAGGGUGAGACCAGCAGCACGUGCAGCAGCGACCCCGGCCUCUUCACCAACGACGAAGGAAGGCAAGGUGACGAUGAGCAGAGCGACUGGUUCUUCGAGGGGGACUGUGGAGUGGGCCCGGCUGUGGCCAGCCUGCUGCCCAACCAGCUCUCCCUGGAGGACAAGCGCCCGUCCACUACGUUCCUGCUGCCCGCGAGGCCUUCUCAGAGAGGCUCCAGAGGAUACCCUUCACGACUCAAACACGUCGCUGGCUCCGCCGCCUGCUGCAUCAGGAAGGAGAGGAGGAGGAUUCCCAGCAAGGGCACCAGUAAGACGGUGUUUGUAGAGAGGCUCACGCACUUCUCCCAGGAUCCGUAUCAGAGGGACUUUUGGCUGCCGUCGAAGCGCGACAGGAGCCAGCUGAAGCCUCUGUGUCCCAUCGGCGUGGUGUCGGAGAGCUCCCGCCUCAGAUGUUCGUCCUCGGUCCGGAACAGGCAGACCAGCGUCCCUCCAGGACUGUUUUGCACAGGAGACCUGAGGAGGAGGAGGAAACCUGCAGCGGAGGCCCUGUCCGUCACCACAUCAGAACUUUGUCUUCCAGACCCUCUCAGCUAUCAUAACCAGGCUUUGUUGUCCAAUUCAUUAGAGAGAUUCCUGAGUCCACUGGCCACGCUGGAGCCCUCUCAUUUCUGGCUGCUGAAUAGGAUGGCCGCUGAUGACCGGCAUCUACCCUCCAGCUGCGGGUCUUACAUCAAGACGGAGCCGUCCAGCCCCUCGUCGGUCAUCGACACGGUCAGCCACCACAGCCCCAGCGGCAACUCCGACGCCAGCGGCGGCUAUGUCAGCGCCAUGAACAGCCACUCCAACGGCCUGGACUCUCCACCCAUGUUCACCCCCAGCGGGCUCGGGGCCGGCCCCUGCCGCAAGCGCUACGACGACUGCUCCAGCACCAUCAUGGAGGACUCGUCCAUAAAGUGCGAAUACAUGUUGAACUCCCUCCCCAAGAGGCUGUGCCUGGUCUGUGGAGAUAUAGCCUCAGGGUAUCACUAUGGGGUGGCCUCGUGUGAGGCCUGCAAAGCCUUUUUUAAAAGGACAAUACAAGGUAACAUAGAAUACAGCUGUCCAGCCACAAACGAGUGCGAGAUCACAAAGCGGAGACGCAAAUCAUGUCAGGCUUGUCGCUUCAUGAAAUGCCUCAAAGUGGGGAUGCUCAAAGAAGGUAAGAAGAGCGUUCGCCUUGACCGCGUGCGAGGGGGCAGACAGAAGUACAAGCGGAGGCUGGACACGGAAAACAACCCGUACCUGGGCUUGACGCUCCCUCCGCCCACGAAAAAGCCCCUCACAAAGAUAGUGUCUCACCUGUUGGUAGCUGAGCCGGAGAAGAUCUAUGCCAUGCCUGACCCCACCAUGCCGGAGAGCGACAUCAAGGCUCUGACCACGCUGUGCGACCUGGCCGACCGCGAGCUCGUGGUCAUCAUCGGCUGGGCCAAACACAUCCCAGGCUUCUCCACUCUGUCUCUGGGAGACCAGAUGAGCCUGCUGCAGAGCGCCUGGAUGGAGAUCCUCAUCCUCAGCAUCGUGUUCCGCUCGCUGCCCUAUGAGGACGAGCUGGUGUACGCGGAGGACUACAUCAUGGACGAGGAGCACUCGCGCCUCACCGGCCUGCUGGACCUCUACGUCUCCAUCCUGCAGCUGGUCCGCAAGUACAAGAAGCUCAAGGUGGAGAAGGAGGAGUUUGUCACCCUCAAGGCCAUCGCCCUCGCAAACUCAGACUCCAUGCACAUAGAGGACAUGGAGGCGGUGCAAAAGCUCCAGGACGCGCUCCACGAGGCCCUGCAGGACUACGAGAGCAGCCAGCACCCGGAGGACCCGCGGCGGGCGGGCAAACUGCUCAUGACGCUGCCCCUGCUGCGGCAGACGGCCACCAAGGCCGUGCAGCACUUUUACAGCAUCAAGGUGCAGGGCAAGGUGCCCAUGCACAAACUCUUCCUGGAGAUGCUGGAGGCCAAGGUGUGACCGGAGCGUGGCCGAGCGGACGCGCACAGUGACUGGAACCAAGGCUGAGGGAGUUCAGGAGGGUGAGACGCCCCACUGACUGUGCUGGACAGACCUCUCUCACCCCCCACCCCCCUCCCCCCUCCUGGAACCCUGGGACAUUAUCUAGAAAAGAACAAAUGCAAAACUUGGUUACUGGUAUAAAUAAUAAAAUGAUGCAGAUUAAUUUAAAAUAUAUAAGAAAUGCUAUGUACAGUAAUAAUUUUUUUUUGUUUUCUUAAUUGUUCGUGGUAAUGUUGUAAAUGAAGGAGAACCCUCUGAGCCUCAGCAUCUUCAGAGUAAAUACUUCAUCGUUCUUGAUUUUAAAAAAAAAAUAAUUAAAGGUUUUCUUUAUUCUGAAAACGUAAGUUCCUUUAGUUUGUUCUGAAGACAGCAGAGGCGUCAAACCACGUGUUGUUGCCUGGACUCGACCAGAACGUGUACAUAUUUAUUAUUGAAGGACUGAGUGUACAGUUCAAAGUCUGGUGAACUUGGUGGCCAUUUUCUCUUCUUCUGGUAAAAAAACAAACAAAGUGAAGUUGUUAAUGUGAACUCUCAUCGGUUUCUAUGUCCUUGGAUAUACCUCUGCGGAGCAGCACCUGUGGUCGUGGACAGGAGCCGUAGUCGUUGCCUCAUUCUGUAGUCACUCAGCAAUAAACGGGACUGCGGGGACGGUGCUGGGCUCAAACCUCCUGCCUCUCAUGUGCUUCUCGGCGCUGCUGUUGCUAAACGACCGUGUUGGUGUGAAUGCGGCCGCCGCUUUCCCUCCUGCGCUCGUUUCUGCCGGCGCGACCCGCUGAACCCACGUCCGCCCGCGUUUGAGCCCGUGGAAACAGGUGACGGAGCUGAAAGGCGAUCGCGGGCUCGGAGCGGCGGCACCGGAGGAUUUACGCCGCGUGGCGCGAGUCCAGGAGAUUCCAGGUCCGAACAAUCAGCGGCCCGUGUGUCAGCCGCUCUAUUCUGGGCCUUUGAGCCGGUGACAGAACCGGCCCACACACGGGCAGCAAGGUGUCCAGCAUCUGCUCGCACCAUUUCAGAAGCCUUCUGUCUUUUAAUAGUUCACGGAGGUAGAAGGCCGGAGCUGAGGCGCUUCACACUGGCCUAUUUUAACCCAGCAGGGAGCCGUUGUCUGCGCAGCCUCCCUCCAGGAGUGCACUGGCCACGUGCAGCGCCGCUUCUUGACCUUGUGUUGACGCGGCGGCCAGUGAGGAGCAGAGCGCUUUCCACCGGCCAGGAGACAGACAGGCAGAGAGACACAAGACAGACAGACAGAUACGCAGACAGACAGAAGAGACAGACAGGCAGAGAGACACAAGACAGACAGACAGAUACGCAGACAGGCAGAGAGACACGAGACAGACAGGCAGAGAGACACAAGACAGACAGGCAGAGAGAGAGAGAGUGAGAGACAGAAGACAGACUGACUGACAGAUAGGCAGACAGACAAAGACAGACAGACAGCCAGAGAGAGAGACAGAUAGGCAGGCAGAGAGAGAGAGACAGACAGUGAGGCAGACAGACAGGCAGGAAGACAGACAGAGAGACUCACACACACAGACAUAGUCACACAGACAGACAGACAGACAGACAGGCGUGCACAUGUGUAUAGCUAUGCAAGAAACCAAGCGGCGGCAUGCUUCGAAGGCUAACGCAGCCCAGCAGUGUAUCAGUACGAGGUGUGAUCUCUGGCGGGAGAACGCGGCCUCGUGCUCCCGUCUCCCCGUCUUUAGCUGCAGGUCCAUCCUGCUCCGGGGCCGAGCCGCCGCUCCGUGACUGUUUUGGAGGUGUAUGCUUAUACUGAAGGGGUUUUAUGUGAUGUGAUAAACUGUGGUGCUGUCACAACAAUAUGAUACUGUGAUCAAAGGAAUCCCUGACAUCGCAGGAGGGUCGAGUUGCCGCCGCGCUUGCAGUAUCAACGCUUAGCAGAGAUCCUGCCUUUUUAUAGCAGCCGCUCCACCACGUGACGGAGGGUCACGUCCCGAUCCGAGCUAGCUGCCGCCCGGUUAGCGCUAGCGCCACAGAGGACGCUAACAGUACGCGCCAACGACUUCUACUGUUGUGCGGUGCAACACGGACCAAUUCUGAGUGAAGCCGUGCUGAAGGCAGGCUUCUGCUUAGAUUUGGGGGAACGCCUCUGGUUCAAUACAGGUCAGAACUAAACUGGUCCAGGAUCAGCCAACAGAAUAAUAACAAUAGAGGAAUCUCAUUGAAGUCAAGCGUCUUGAAUCGAAGCUGUAAAUAUUUCGCUGAGCUCCCACAUACAGUGACGUACGCAGCGCCCUGCUGACUCCUACCUCAUCAUCAUCAUCAUCACGUCCAUUCUUCUCUCAUUCAACACAUCUCACAUCCGCGACGUAACUGAGCCAUAUUUUUUUUAUCAGCAGCCGUUUUUCUCUUGCCAAAACAUUUGUAACGGUCGCCGCCGAUCGUCUUCCCCCGUUCACCCUUCACUGAUCACUUUGUAAAGGCAAAGCAUGCGUCACACUGGCCUGUGGUCCGGUCCCGCAGCCAGUCUGUGUUUAUGAGCAUCCGUGUCAGAAUUGGUCCCUUGGUGACAAAUUGCAGACGAUGCAGGUGAUUGAUUUCCUGCUUCUGCGCUAUAAGUAUUUAUGGUGUGAAAUAUAUCAUUUGGCAAUGGUGUACAUUGAUAUCUCUGAUCGUUGAAUCACCAAUAUCUGUGUAACUUUUACGUUUUGAUUUUCAAAAAGGUAAAGGAUUAAUGAAUUAAAUACUCCUUGAACUCUGUGA